This is a messenger RNA of Ananas comosus (pineapple), 852 nucleotides long. Its product is annotated as proline-rich receptor-like protein kinase PERK9. The transcript is spliced from 2 exons. The record is from RefSeq and is a predicted model, not a curated record. Lineage: Eukaryota; Viridiplantae; Streptophyta; Magnoliopsida; Poales; Bromeliaceae. The coding region runs from base 1 to 852 and encodes 283 amino acids.
AUGAAUAGAUAUGUGGCUACAGCUUGUAUUGAUAAAGUACUUGCUUUGGUUCUUUGCGGAUUUUCGGGAAUUGCCAAUUCCGAACUGAACCCUAGCCGACCUAAGCUCGACCCAGCCCUUGCCGUGCUCGCACCUCUGCCGUCGGCGAGCAACCUCGGCCGCCGGAAAAAGGCUAGCAAUUGCUUUCCUCCAUCUUCCUCUCCACCGUGCUGUUUUUUUCCUGGCCGUGGAUCACCCAGAGGUCGUCCACUCGAGUCGUGCCCCCUCCCCUGGCCAGGGCCCAACCUCCGGCAGCUCCCCCGCCGGUCCGCGCCGCCGCCGCGCGCCGCCGUCGCAGCCUGGGCGACCCGCGGCCAGCAGGAGCCAGCUCUGGCCGAGGCAACCUUGCAUUUUCCUCCCCGCGCCGCCACCGCCCGGGACCACGUCGGGGACCUUCCUCGAGACCCUCCGGCACCUCCGCGUCCGGCCGGAGUGGUCGCCGCCGCCGCUGCGCGGCUAGGGCGUCGCCGCGGCUACCCUCUGGCAGAACUAAGUUCAGGCGGCCGAGCUUGGGUCGUGGGCCAUCACUGCCGUCGCCGCCGCAUCCCUUCUCCUCCUCCGACCUCAGGUGACUUCUCGCCGCCGCACCGAGGUGCCCCGAUCGCCGCCGAGGCCGGCGCGGAAACCCGAGUCCGAGCGCGGCUCAUGCGGGCUUGUGUUGCACCGCCGCCGCCACCGCCGCCUCUCGCCGCCGGGCGGCGCGAGCACUGGCCCUCCCUGGCCUACCGCACUCGCCCUCUGCCGGCGCGGUCGCCGCCGAAGCCUCCGCCGGCCGAGCUUGGGGCCGAGCUCCCCUUCACCUCGUACGGCUAG